Messenger RNA from Brassica napus (rape), 2562 nucleotides. Its product is annotated as protein RGF1 INDUCIBLE TRANSCRIPTION FACTOR 1. NCBI's taxonomy places the organism in Eukaryota, Viridiplantae, Streptophyta, Magnoliopsida, Brassicales, Brassicaceae. Bases 1581 to 2240 code for a protein of 219 amino acids. The record is from RefSeq and is a predicted model, not a curated record. The transcript has 4 exons.
GCAUUUUAUUAUAAUGGAUUUGGUGUUUUAUGUUUCUUACAUCAGUACUCUAAUGUUACCGUAAUAUAUAUACAUAUAUGGUUUUUGGUUACUUUUUGUUGAAUACACAAGGCACUUCACCAUAGCUUUUGGCCCUAUGUGACUACCUCCUCUCUUCCUAUCGCCGCACGACAUUUAAAACCAAGGCUUUUUAAUUUAAAUAUUAUAUAUUUAAACUACCCUGAAAGGGAUCGGAUUCACGCCGGUUAACCGGAAAUCGACGGUGAAGCUAGGUUACAAGGAAAAUUAACAAAGCCAUUUGAAAUAGAUUACAAAGCAGAAAAGAAUUCAGGCAUGGGAAGAAGACAGUGGAAGCCGAAGACCUCCUACUUCGACUUGACAUCGGCAAGGGCAGAUCUGGUUGUUCAUGACAUCACCACACCAGGGUGUCCAAUUCCAUCACAAGCUUCUUUGACGGUGUACCGUUAGAGCCCCCACCUCGGAGGUGUCCCGCGGCCAACAAACGUCGGUUUCCACGGAAGAUCUGAUUCCCGAAUCUGUAACUACUACGUCGACUUCAUGGCUCUGUCGUUUCACAAGUCUGAGCCACCAUGUACUCCCCUCCUUCAACUGGUCAAGGUGAUCCUGCGCCGGACAAGAGAUAACCCGAGAAGAACCGCCAUCUCCCAGUUAGCUUUGCCAUCAACGGACUCAACCCUUACUCUACAAACCCUAGCAGAUCCUGGUGACUAACCAGCAGAUCUUGUCUUGGCUCCAUCGUCCACAAAUAGAGAACCAGCCUAUGACCCGACGAGGCAGCAGAAACCGCCGAGCUCUCCUAGAGGUUCGCCGCUACAUGGACCCAAAAUCGAGGAGCAGACGGAAGGAAGCACCUCCAAACACCAAACGAAGGUAGAUCCGUCGUUGAGCACAGAGAUACGACUCCCUCCUCGCCGCAUUUCGAAAGAAGCUCAAGAUCGAACCAUUCGGCAAAGAUCCCAGACGGCUCAGAACUGCACGCAUGUCGGAGAGGGAAGAAUACAUGAGGGAAAUGAGCAAAACAAACAUAAAAAGUGAAGGUUGACGGCGAUGAAGAACAGCCGCCGACCGCCGUACACAUCAAAUUAGGAUUUUCUUUUGUUGAGAGAGAUGAGAGAGACGGGAAAGUAAGGGAAAGGUUCCCACCAAUAUGUAACUCAAACCAAGGCUUUAUAUCGGUUUAUCCCGAAUUUCUUUCAUUAAUGUUGUUUCAGUCUGAAAAAGAAAAAGAUUAUACUUGAACUUCGAUAAGAUACUAGUGAACAUCUUUUUAGUGGAAAUGUAACAAUAAUAAAUAUAAAAAGAAGUAGAAAGUAGGAAAGUGGGAGGCUGGGUUUGGUUCAUUGAACACUCCUUACCAUAAGCAAUAUCUCAGCUUCGGGUUUAGGUUCGGUAGUAGUCGACUUUUGUGCGGAUAAGAACGCCUCUUCGUUCUUGUUUCUACACGCGCAUGUCUUUCUCCUUUGCUCUGUUUCUACAACUCUCUCUCUCUCUCUCUCAUUCUGUUUCUCUCACUAAAACUGGCGAUCGAAGAGAAUCAACAAGCUAGUGUAAGAGAAAUCAUGGGAUCUGAGGAAGAAAACAGCAAGAGUUGGCCUCCAUGGCUUAAACCUCUGCUUCAAGAGAAGUUCUUUGUACAAUGCAAAUUACACGCAGAUUCACACAAGAGUGAGUGUAAUAUGUACUGUUUAGAUUGUACCAAUGGUCCUCUCUGUUCUUUCUGCCUCUCUUUCCACAAGGAUCAUCACGCCAUUCAGAUAAGGAGAUCAUCAUAUCACGAUGUGAUAAGAGUAUCGGAGAUUCAGAAAUUUCUGGACAUAACAGGAGUUCAGACAUAUGUGAUUAACAGUGCUAAGGUUGUCUUCUUGAACGAGAGACCUCAGCCUCGACCAGGCAAAGGUGUUGUCAACACCUGCCAAGUCUGUUAUCGCAGCCUCGUCGAUUCCUUCAGAUUCUGCUCUCUUGGUUGCAAGAUCUCUGGAACCUCGAAGAAUUUCGACAAAAAAAGAAAGGAUUCGACAAACAAUCUUUCAGAUUCUGAUGAUUCGUAUAGCAGUACUACCACCAGUAACGGCAGGCUCAAGAAGAAUAGUGACAUGAUUAAUAACAAUAGUUUCACGCCAUCAACACCGCCUCUAUCGGCCGUAAAUGGCCGAAUUGUAAAACGAAGGAAGGGAAUUCCGCAUCGUGCUCCUUUUGGAGGACUAAUCAUAGAAUACUAAUAAGAUGGUAAUGUAUAGUCUAAAUGCUAAUAACAAUCACCAGUGGUUUGUGGGGUAUGUGUGUGUGUGUGUAUACGUAGUGUGGUGUAGAGGAAUGUAUAAAGAAAAGCUUAACAUGAUAUUGUGAAAUAGUAGAUAUGAAAGGGUAAAAAAGUGGGAAAGAUAACAGGAUGAAGCAUGAAUAUGUACGGGAAAUACGUUUGCCUGUACAUUUUGGGUUGAAAGGUUAAUAUGUAAAUAAUACUGUGUGUGGAUCAAAAUAAUAGGUAAUAAAAGUAUGUGAUACAAUGCAAAUGUGAAUGAAAUAAAGGCAUUUUUAACA